Molecule: messenger RNA, 954 nt
Organism: Aricia agestis (brown argus)
Lineage: Eukaryota; Metazoa; Arthropoda; Insecta; Lepidoptera; Lycaenidae
Product: craniofacial development protein 2-like
Exons: 2
Source: RefSeq, a predicted model, not a curated record
CGGGGCGGCGUGGGAUUCCUCGUCAACAAAUCUCUCGUUGACAACGUUGUCGAGAUCUCGAGUGUGUCGGAGAGGGUAGCGUACCUUGUUUUGAGACUCACCGAUAGGUAUUCUCUCAAGAUAGUACAAGUGUACGCACCAACCUCGACACAUUCCGAUGACGAAGUGGAGACCAUGUACGAAGACAUCUCCAAGGUCUUAAAUACCACCCCUAAGACCCACUUCAAUGUUGUCAUGGGAGAUUUUAACUCCAAAGUAGGAGUACGAGCUAGCGGCGAAUCUUGCUUGGGACAGCACGGUGUUGGGAUUCGAAACCGCAGGGGGCAAAUGCUGGUCAACUUUCUCGAAAAAGAGGGGCUCUUCUUGAUGAAUUCCUUCUUCAAAAAGAAGCCCCAAAGAAAGUGGACAUGGCGAAGCCCUGACUCUGUGGUAAGGAACGAGAUAGAUUUCAUCAUUACGGAUCGGAAGUAUAUAUUUAGGGAUGUCUCUGUGAUCAAUAGGUUCAAUACCGGUAGCGAUUACCGACUACUGCGAGGAUCCUUGAGUGUAUGCUUCAAACUCGAAAGAGCCCAUAUGCUGAGGUCUACUCUCCGACCCUACUCCCAACAAUCCGUCGCUGAGACCCAGUUUCAGUUACAACUGAGAAAUAGGUUCGACGCUCUUAACAUCUCGGAAACUACAAUGGAAGUUGACGAGCUUCCUGACGUCAGUAUAGGCGAAAUCGGAUUAGCUCUGAAACAACUUAAAGGAGGAAAGACCCCGGGGAGGGACGGCAUUACGAUCGAACUUCUCAGAGCGGGAGGCGAACCCGUCUUGAGAGAGCUUCGUAAAGUCUUUAAUUUUGUCCUUCAACGGGGAGUUUCCCCCGAAGAGUGGCUUAAAAGCGAGGUGGUUCUCUUUUUUAAGAAGGGCGAUAACACCCUUCUUAAAAAUUAUAGACCCAUCUCGCUUUUU